Messenger RNA from Nothobranchius furzeri (turquoise killifish), 5963 nucleotides. It is a transcript of the gene znf865, whose product is annotated as zinc finger protein 865. Gene Ontology annotation, molecular function: DNA-binding transcription factor activity, RNA polymerase II-specific; RNA polymerase II cis-regulatory region sequence-specific DNA binding. Gene Ontology annotation, biological process: regulation of DNA-templated transcription. Lineage: Eukaryota; Metazoa; Chordata; Actinopteri; Cyprinodontiformes; Nothobranchiidae. The record is from RefSeq and is a predicted model, not a curated record.
AGAGGUGGCGGUGGUCAGACAAACGUGUACCUCGCGCUACCCGGAACCAUUAUGUAGACAGGAAACUACCAUUUUACCGCUAGCAGCGUCGGAGGAGCCGUCGUCUGCGGAGGGGGGGGACACCUAGACCUGAAACGGGGCGGAAAGCAGCCAGCCGAAGAGAGAGGCCGGGGUGGAAAAACACGAAAGAACCACAGGAAAGGCUACGUGUGGGUGAAGUACAACGGAACGGUCGAGCUUUCGGGACUUUGGAGUCAGACAAUGGACAUAUGGGAACAGGCCAGCGGAAAGGGGUUUUGUUAGCGAGAGUAGAGCAGCCCUCCCGGGCCGAUGGAGCUCCGGGCCUUCCACUGUGGCUUUAUAUGGAUGGAGAAAAAGGCCCCGCCAGCAGGCAGUAGGGACCCCGCUUUCCGAGCUCGUUCCCACCCUCGUGUUACCACGCUGCUGCCGUGGCGGUUCUGAGCUGGCUUUUGCGCUCGUGUUCUUCAAGAUUGUCGAGCUGAGAUCUACCCGGUGGCGUGUUUUCUCCCGCACCUGCAGCUCAGCAGGAGCUUCAGACCUGUGGACCAUCCGGUUCUCCUGUGAACUCCACAUCAGGACAGAAGUCUGACAGAAUGAGCUGUCCGCUGAAAUAACACACUUCACCUUCAGGAACUUCUUGGCCUGGAUUUCAAAUCAGCUUAUGGAUGUGAAACCCUUUAAAGAAACACUACAGACUUAAAACAAAUAUAUGAUUUAGUAUGUUUCUUAUUUAUGACCCUUUUGAUAUUAUCAUACUCUAAGCACUUGAAGGCUUUAUUCAUGAAUGAAAAGUAUAGGAAUUAGUUAUGUACAUGUAGGUGAGGAGGAAAACCGCGCGUUGACUUGCCUAAGGAACUGAAGCACGACUGUCUCAGAAAGCUAGAUCUGUUGAGGUCAACGAGGGCUUUCCUCUGUUCUGUGGUUUGGUGUACUAGGUAGUUCUUUCCGCUGAACACUUGGCCACAGCUGUAUUGGGAGAUGUUCCAGUUCAGCAAGUACCCCAUGGACAUUUUGGAGAUGCUCAGUGGUCACCAAGCCCACCAGUUUAAAGGUCUUGGAUUAGAGCGACAACUGAGCCACCAACAGCAGGUCCAACUGCAGCAUCAACAGCAGCUUCAGCAGCAGCACCAACCGUCUGCAGACACCUCUGGGACCCUUCUGUCUGGACUUGGACUUGGAACCCUCCAGACCUCUCGGAGCAACGCCUUUGCUGACUCAUCUUCAUUAUUUGCCAAAAUGAGUGCCCCUCCCCCAACGGUUUCCCAUCAGAGCCAAUCGUCGUCCUCUUCCCACAGCUCUAGGAAGUCUAGUAAGAUUAGCAGCAGCAGCGGGAGCUCCUCGUCAGGAUACCCUCAGUUUCUCCGACCUUUUCACCCGGCUGAGGCAGCUCUGGCUCAGGAGCAGCUUCAUUCUGGGAUGGGACGUUUUGACUUCAGCGGAAGCAGUAGUGGAGGGAGUGCUGGGGUAAUUGGGGUCACACCUGCCCCCCCACCUCCAUUGCAUCCAGGUCUAUCAGUCCCUCAACCUUCCACUGGCCCCUCUUCUUCAUCAUCUGCCUCUACUACCAUUUCAACUUCCAACAAUCCCUCCAGCAGCACUGCAGUACCCUUAGUUGGCCAGUCUGACCCCCGCAGCCUCCACCAGCAAUUCAGCUGCAUGCUUGCUGCCAACCAGUACUUCCUGUCUGGCGUUCCCACCAACAGCAGCCUGGAGCAGUUCCUCGUUCAGCAGGGCACCCAUAACCACUUGGGCUUAGGUCUUAGUCAAGGAGCCGCCGAGCCAAACUCUGCCCUGGCCCCUCCCCCUGCCCUGCACUCCUCCCACAGCCACACCACUUCACAGCCUCAACAGCAACAACAGCAGCUAACCCCUCAUGCCUUAUCUCACCCACACAGCCACACUCACCACCCACACCCCAUCCACCCAGCGCCUCAGCCUGCCCCACUGGGUGGUUUUGAUUUUCAAGGCAUUCCAGUGCUUUCCUCUAACCAGAUAGCGUCAUUAAUGCAGCAAGAGGCAGGCAUUCCCCUCCCCCUACCUCUUCACUUGUCGCUGUCUAAAGAUGAUUCAACAAAGUCAGGAGACACUACUUCAAGUGGUGGGGGCAGGAGAAAGAAGGCAAUGGCAGGCUACCUUCCUCAGAGGAAAACAGAUGGCAACGGCCAAAAUCCCAGUAGCUCAAGUGGGCACAGUCAGAGCUCUUCAGGCCUAGUGAGAGGAGGAUCUGGGGGUGUUGGGCUAAGUGACAUCAGGAGCGAAACACAGCACUCCUCUCUUCUCUCAUCCUCCUCACAGCAGCAGUCAUCCUCCAAUGUCUCCUCAUCUUCAUCUGCCCCCGCAUCCUCAAAUCCCACUUCUGUACUCGUAGCCAAUGGUAACCAACAGCUCUCCAAAUCCCAAGAAAGGCGCAGAAGCUCAUCUGGCCGACCCGAACCAGAACCCCUUUACCAUUGUGGCGAGUGUGGCAAAACAUUCACUCACCUCUCCAGCCUUCGAAGGCAUCUCCGCAGCCAUGGCUUAACACCGGAAAGCCAAAGCAGAAAGUCGGGUUGUAAUUCUCCCAGCCCAGAGAGAAUAUUUUGUUGUGGCGAGUGUGGAAAGAGAUUCAAAAAGAGAGGUCACCUCAUCCAGCAUAGUGUCACCCACUCAGAAAACCGUCCCUUCACUUGUAGCAUCUGCCAGAAGUCUUUCAACCGUCGAGAGUCUCUCACUAGACAUGAGAAGAUUCACGAUGAGAAGCCCUUCCGGUGCCCAGCUUGCGGGCGUUGUUUUCGCGAGAGCACUUCGCUUCUUAACCACGCCGCGUCAGGUGCUUGUGGCAAACCUCCCCGUAGUUCAAAGAGCCGGGGGACGACACAUGCAUCGUCCAACGCAAGCAGCGGUAAAAUGGGAAAUUCAAAUAACAGCGGCAUGGCGGCGGACAAAUAUGCAACAGAUUACUCGAGAAACCGGUACCAGAACCAAGCACCCUACAGCGGUGCCGUAGAUGACUACAGGCGAUCACAAACUUCAACUCUUUACUCCACAGAAAGCACACUAGGCAACGACAUGACCAGCCAAACCCUUCGCAAGGCUCCUUUAGCUCCAACUCUUCAUCCUCAUCCACAAAGUCAACAACAUCACCACCCACAACAGCAACCCCACCUCCCUCUGUCUUCCUUAUUAGAUGAUUCAGAAGACGAGGUUACUAGCAGUGCUAUGUCCGCUAUAGCUGCUGCUGCUGCAGCCUCUUGUGAUUUAAACGCAGAAGGUCGGGAUGGAGAAAGAAGGGACAUCAUUGGAGGUCUGCUGGGGGGGUUGGGGUUUGGUAACUUGAGUGGACCAACAUCAGCAGCUACUCUAAAUGGUUCUACCAUGCCUUUAACCCACCCCAGCCUUCCCCAAGCAAAGCCAAGGAGGCCACGAAAACCCAGGGAAAAAAGGGACCCAAACACCAUCGUGAGGAGGAGGAGGAGCCCGGCGCCUCCCGGAGAUGGCUCAGAGAGGCCAUACGGGUGUCAGAUAUGUGGCAAACGCUUCAGGAGGGCUGAGACUUUGCGACGCCACAAUCGAGUUCAUACAGGGGAGAAACCUCAUGCCUGUGACAUUUGUGGAAAGCUGUUCCGUGAGCCCUUCCACCUCACUAAGCAUCUGACUGUGCACUCGGGACAGAAAAACUACAAAUGUAAUCUUUGUGGGAAGAUGUUUGCCUAUGCUCAGAGUCUUGUCAGACACGGGAAGCUACACAGAAAAGGUGAAAUUGACAACCAGGGGAGGAGAAUCAAAGGUGCUGCAGCUGCUGCCAUCAGUCAAGUCACCAACUCGGGAAGCUCCGACUACUUCUCAUCAUGCUCCCAAGGAGAGAAGUCGCCAACAUCUGGUACCCCUUCCCAGAGGCUUUACACUUGCACGGUUUGCUGGAAAUCGUUUCGACACUAUUUCCACCUUACUGCUCAUCAACAGACUGUCCAUGGUGGUGGAGUGGGACUGGAAAAGUCCUACCGUUGUGACGUAUGUGGCAAAGCCUUUGCCUACUCAAACAGCUUAGUACGGCACAAGUUGUCUCAGCAUGGCAUUGACCGAAGCGGCCACCGGGUCAACCAGUCUCAGUCCUCCGGAUACUCGCCACUCUUUUUUGAUUCUGGCUCUGGUUCCAGCUAUACUGGAUCAUCCCAUGUGCAGCAGGGGGUCUCUGAGCAGCAGCAGCAGCACCCUUUUCACUACCGUUCAAAAAACUUCCAAAAACGGCAUGGACAGCCACGAAAGCACAGAAAGAAAAAACGACGGAUAGUGAUCCACAGCAUCAUGAGAGACGGGAAGCUGGUGGGUGUCCCUCUGAGUAAAGACACUCGCAAGAAACUUUUGAUUCUGAGGAGAAGAAGGGGCAAACUGCAGGCUAGACUCACCAGGAAAAAACUCCUGGCCCAGCUGAGAGUGAAGGGAUGUAUAAUGAAAGCAAAAUCGUGGACUGGGGGAGCCGUCAAGGUCACGGGGCUCUCUUCUAUGGAAAUUCCUCUUAAGCGCUUCCCUUGCCCCAUCUGUCCCAGUACCACAUAUGCCAAACAGGGCUCUCUUCUGGUGCAUCACGCCAUCAGGCACCCACCAAGAAACUCAGGCCGCCAUGCUCGUCUGCGGUGCCAGGUGUGUGGAAGACGUACCACCUCAUUACACAAAGCCUUGAAACACAGGGGCCGGCAUCUCAAACAAGCUUCAUUCCAGUGCCAGAAAUGCCGACACCGUUUCUGGAACCCCCUCCUUCUGGCUCGUCACAGGUUCUCCUGCAGAGCAUUGUCUGCUGGCAUUAUCGGUGAGAACUGGGAACUGAUGAAAAUAAAACCACAGUCCGUUGACCAAUCAUGUAUCAAACCAUCACCAGCCCAGCAAAUAGUUCCAUCUCUGGCCCAGCCUGAAAGAUCAACAGUUCUGACGGAGUACAGUCAGUGAACACAUUAUUUUAGACUAGAUUGUUUUAAUGUUUAUUUUUAUCAAAUAACCCAAGAUGCAAGCAAGAGCUAGCGUGUUUUUAACUAAAAAGAAAAAAAUCUGAAGGAACGGGGAGUGUUUAGUUUAACUACAAAGAUAUCCCCAUACCCCCAUUAGGAUAAACCUCCAUCUAGUCCUAAGUGGUUGUCAACAUGUCAUGGACUUCUAAAGGCCGAAAUACUCUCUCCCUAAGUCACAGGAACUCAACAUUUCAUCUGUUUUGAAAAAAAGAACUUGCAUUAACAUUUAUUUUUAUAUGGUUUUUAAAUAUCCAGUUUGCUGUGUUUUGUACAUCACAAUGCAUUGGAUGAUUAUCAUAGAGGUUAUUAUUUCACAUUAUUCACAGUUAAACGGUAUAGUCCAUGUCUUUUGCUGUGUUGAUUUGUGGACAGACUCACUUUAUACAAAGAUGACAUUUGCCCGAAAGAUAAUUUGAUAUAAAAAAAUCUGAAAAGGAUACCAAGUAGUACUGAAGUGAUUGUAAGGGAGUUCAGACAAACGUUAAAUUGCAUAUGGCAAUGUUUAUUAAUGUACACUACUUUUGUCAUUUUCUAAAGAGGUGAGGAUGACGGGCAAAUGUGGCUAACUGUUCUCAGUUUAAAAUGGAAAACCUGAAAUUGAGUGUACUGUACAAUUUAGCAAUUUUUUACUCCAAGUACCCUUUUUUUUGUCAUUGUUGGUAUUGUAUCAGUGGGAGGGGAUGAACUGGGGAAUUUGUUUGUAAAACAGUGGGAUGAGUAUAUGUAUCAAUGUGAUAUUUUUCUCCUUUCUCCUCCGCCCCGUUUACUUGCUCCCCCAUUGCCACAUUUUUGCCUCAUUUUUGUAACUAAAUCAUGUACACAUAGUUUAGGUCCUGUCUAAUGUGCUUCUCUUUUUUUUUUACUGUAAAACUAAAACAUGUAAAAUUAUUACUAAAUUACUAUCCUUUUUUUCCCUAAAAGUGAGUUGUUGAAAACCUUAAAAUAAAAUCUGAAAUGUUA